This is a messenger RNA of Phoenix dactylifera (date palm), 467 nucleotides long. NCBI's taxonomy places the organism in Eukaryota, Viridiplantae, Streptophyta, Magnoliopsida, Arecales, Arecaceae. The record is from RefSeq and is a predicted model, not a curated record.
AUGCCCUCAGGGAAGUACGAGAACUACACUCCCCUCAAUGUUCCCCAGGCGAAAAUCCUAAUGGAGAUAGAAGGCCGAGACUACUUCCGACCUCCGCCCCCGAUGCGAGAUACAGUAGCUCGGCGCAAUCCUAGAAAGUAUUGCCGCUUCCACCGGGACUAUGGCCACGACAUGGAGGAUUGCUUCCAGCUCCGGGAUGACAUCGAGGCGCUUAUCCGCCGCGGGGUACUCAACCAGUUUGUGCGGAACUGGUGUGAGGAAAGGAGGCCAGUGGAAAAUGCUGCACUGCCCGGAAAUCCAAAUGACAACAGGCCUAUCGCCGGCACCAUCAACACCAUUGGAGGAGGAAGCUCAGUUGAAGAACCAAUCGAGGGAAGGAUUCCUCUGAAGCGCCCACGCACCUUCGAAGCCAUCUCAUUCUCGAUGAGGAUUUGGAAGGAGUUGAGACUCCUCAUGAUGACGCUGUG